This is a messenger RNA of Spirometra erinaceieuropaei, 342 nucleotides long. NCBI's taxonomy places the organism in Eukaryota, Metazoa, Platyhelminthes, Cestoda, Diphyllobothriidea, Diphyllobothriidae. The record is from the annotation of a GenBank genome assembly.
AUGAGGGCGGGAUGUGAGAGUGAUGUAGACUGUCUCCUCGAAUUACUAGCCACCUUCUUUCGCCCUGAAGUCCACUUCCGGCAGGCGCAACCUUCGGAAAAUUCGCCAACUGGGCUAUACCGCCACGUCCGCGGGUCACGCAAUGAGGCGUCUGAGGCACUGUCCAGACCCUCCUUCGCACAUAUCCAACUUUCACCUGGGAUCGAAUUUACUGACAUGGUUACCGAACAUCACCGUGUUGGCUCUCCCUUUGACGAGGAUGUUUCCGGACUCCAACCGCAGAAACUGCUACUGAUUACUGACAAGGACACUAUUCUCAGCGAUGUCUCCUGCACCACUUAG